Rhineura floridana is the source of this 957-nucleotide messenger RNA. RefSeq names its product coordinator of PRMT5 and differentiation stimulator (gene COPRS). Bases 149 to 628 code for a protein of 159 amino acids. The record is from RefSeq and is a predicted model, not a curated record. Gene Ontology annotation, molecular function: histone binding. Gene Ontology annotation, cellular component: nucleus. NCBI's taxonomy places the organism in Eukaryota, Metazoa, Chordata, Lepidosauria, Squamata, Rhineuridae. The transcript is spliced from 4 exons.
AAUGUCACUCCCGGGGUUGGGCACGUGACGUGCGUGUGCCUGGCUGCGGAGUAAGCGCUUUUGCCGCUUAGGCUGUAAGAGGUGGCUGUGUCAUGGUUGGGAGAGGCUGAGGGGGAGAAUUAAGAGACAGGCCUAUCGCCCGCCGGGCAUGGAGACGGCCGGGCUGCUUGAUCUUCCAGGGCGUAUCCUAGAGCAGCGGGAGGAAGUUGAAGUGAAGAGGGUGAAGACUUUCAGUUGGAGGCCUGGAAAAGGUCUGGAAGAAGGUGUAGUGGAGAAAGUAACAAGUGCUGUUGAGGAAUUCGAAGACUUGAAGUCAGACUGUGAAGACUGGGAUUCUGGUGAUGAAGAUUGCAGUGUGCUCACAGAUACAGCUUUUCUUGAGGUGGAAACUAUAUCCCACUAUGAGGAAGAGGACUGGGAUAAAGAGCUGGCAGACAGUGAAAAUAAUAAUCCGUAUGAUUUUGAAGAUGUUAUUCACUGUGGAGGUAUGGAUCAAGAUCCAGUGGCAUCAUGUUCAGUUCAAGAAGAACCUUUGUAUGACCCAAGUUUGCAUCAUGUAGCACCACUGCCUUUGAGACAGCUCCAGACCGUGCCGGUGGAUGGCCAGUUUGAUGACGCUGUUGACUGAGGUGUUCCCAACACUAGGGUAGAAAUGUUGACUUCUACAUUGGAUAUCUCCUUGAAACUGAUACAAGGUUCAACACAACCACUUUGAAGACUUUAUAUUUGAUGAAACAGUUUAUAAAACUGUUGAAUACUAGAGAACUGGAAGUUCAGGAACAAGAUGGAUAGCAGUCUUGUAGCACUUUUUGCUUUAAACUGUCUUGGAAAUGCUUUGGGUUUUGUUUUUAAAUUUAGUGUGUGGUUACUGCCAUUGUAACCUGCUUGUUACUUUCCCCUGUCAUUGUGCAAUCUUCAUUCUUUGAUUUGAUAUAAACAGCCUUGUUUAUCAACCAA